UCCAGAGGACAGAGUCAAUUAAAGGCAUAAUGGUACCAAUUGGCUCAGACCGACAUAUAUGCAAAUGGAGCAAAGCAUUCAGAAACAUGCCUUGUCUUAGGUUACUCAUUGUCAAAGGGGAGGAGGUCCGGCAUCAUGACCCUAUAUGUGACCGUAUUGAGUGUCUCCCCAGUAACUUGAAAUGGCUGGAUUGGUCAUACUACAGUUUUGAAUCUUUACCAGCAGAUUUUGAACCAGGAAACCUUGUUGGGCUCAAUAUGACUUUUAGUUCUCUCGUUGAAAUUUUCAAGGAGCCAAAGGCAUUUGACAAGUUGACAAUCCUCAAUUUAAGUUUUUCAGGAAAUUUACUCCGAACACCCAAUUUUUCGGAGACUCCAAAUCUGCAGAGGAUUAUCCUGAAAAGUUGUAUAAGCUUGGUAGAAAUUCAUCCAUCCAUUGGAAAUCUCAAAAAGCUUAUCUUUUUGAAUAUGGAGAACUGCAAAAGUAUCAAGUCUUUACCAAGCAGUAUUCAAAUGGAAUCUCUUGAAAGCUUCAACCUCUCAGGUUGUGAGAAAUUAGAAAAAUUUCCCGAAAUUCGGGGGAAUAUGGAAUUGCUAUCAGAGCUCCUUCUGGCACGUACUGCAAUUUGGGAAUUGCCCUCAUCAGUAGGACAGCUCAGUGGUAUCAGCUUGCUUGAUUUGCGUUCAUGUCAAAACCUUGUAAGACUCCCAGCCAGUGUCUCUGAGAUGAGAAAACUGAAAAGUUUGACUCUGAAAGGCUGCUCAAGACUUGCAUUCUUUCCUGAAAAUCUAGGUGAUCUAAACCAGUUGGAGGAGCUCUAUGCUGGCAACACUUCCAUUUGGAAACUACCAGAUUCUAUUGGAAACUUAAGCAAACUUAAAGUCCUAUCGUUAAGAAGAGGGCGGAAGGUAAAGCGUCAAUGUGCUGGCAGUUUGAUAUUACCCUCUGCCUGGGUGUUUCAUGGUUUGAGGGAAUUGAAAAGCUUAGAUCUCAGUGGAUGCAAUUUAUGUGAUAACCAAACUGCUGCUCUUAUGAACUUCCCUUCUUUAUUGGAACUGAAUCUGAGCAGAAAUAAGUUUAUUUCUUUACCUGAUAUCUUCAGUCGACUUUCUCGCCUUCGAUAUCUCAACAUAACACACUGUCAGGAACUUAAGGAACUUCCCAUACUUCCUCCGAGUAUAGAGGAAUUAUAUGCAGAAGACUUUUUGGCAAAACAAAGCAUUGUAAAGCUACCAAUGUACCCUCGGUUGAAUUUGGUCUCCUUCACCAACUAUAGUUUUGAUCAACAAUCUUAUAGAGAGGAGAGCAAUGGUAGCUCAGUUUUGGAUGAGAUUUUCAGUUUGUUUCUCUCAAACAAUAUGGAUGAUGUGAUCCGCCCCUCUCUGAACUCUGAUCACAGGGUGACUUGUUCCAUUGUCUUUCCUGAAUGUGCAAUUCCCACUUGGUUUAAGCAUCAGAGUGUUGAGGAAAGGAUCUUGUUCAAACUGCCCGUUAAUUGGUACAAUGAUAAGUUCAAGGGCUUUGCUAUAUGCUGUGUGACUCUCAUGGGAGCAGGUGUCUGCAAUCCUGGUUCAGGGCUAUCUGAGAAGUAUGACUAUGCUUUCAUCAAAGCCAAAUUGAUAUGCAAUGAUCAUUUGAAAGACCUUAAAGUGAUAGAGAAAGAAUGUCAAGUGGGCACAACAUCUAGAACGUAUGGCUGGUGUGUUUGCUUUGCCUACAUACCAUUGUAUGCUUCACUGCAGAUGUCCCAAGAUAGAUUGUGGGAGCAUUAACCAGUAUGACUUAUUUGAGGCAUCUAUCCAUGGGCGCAUUGUGAGACAGUGGGGAGUUCAUUUGAUCUAUGAGGAUAGAUUGAGAGCAGACUGCAGAACGAACUUCUUAAGUAGUUGGCUUGAGGCCACGCUAGCUGAACUAAAUUAGCGCUAUAUACCAAGCAAUUGAGGUUAAGAUGUGAGGGACCAAAGAAACAACACCUGGCAAAUCUAAAGGGCACUGCUGAUUUGCAAAAGGUAAAGAUGUGGAGGGAGGGUCUUACUCAAUCAGCAAGUACAUCAGGAUGGGAUGUGCUAAAUACAGCUAAUGAGUAAGUUGAAAGCUAAAUUAUUCGUUCUUCGAUGGACUUGCUCUGCAACUUUUUUAUUCAUUUCUGAAAUAGAUUGAUUUAUUCGAUAA
Lycium ferocissimum is the source of this 2172-nucleotide messenger RNA. RefSeq names its product disease resistance protein Roq1-like. NCBI's taxonomy places the organism in Eukaryota, Viridiplantae, Streptophyta, Magnoliopsida, Solanales, Solanaceae. The record is from RefSeq and is a predicted model, not a curated record. Gene Ontology annotation, molecular function: protein binding. The transcript is spliced from 4 exons. Bases 30 to 1772 code for a protein of 580 amino acids.